AUGAAUAACAGUUUACAAUAUGUAGCUUGUAGAACAAGUUUUGAGAAGUCAAUUAUGAAGCGAACCAAAAGCCUCAACUCACUCAACCUCAACCACUACCCAUUCCACUUCUAUUUCAACCUCAACCACAACCCAUUCCAUCCAUAUUUCAACCUCAACCCUUUACACCUUCAUUUCAACCACAAUCCAACCAACUUAUUCAUCCUCAACCCCAAUCAAGACCCAAAUCCACCCAAUCUCAUCCUUCAAUAUCUCAACCCCCACCCAUAUAUCGAUCUCGUCCUCAAUCCACUCAAUCUUACCCUCCACCACCGCAAUCUCAAGCUCAACCUCGAUUACGAUCCAAAUCCAAGCAAUCUCACCCUCCACCACUUCAAGCUCAACCUCAAGCUCGAUCUUCAUCUAGUCAUAUUAGUGGUGAAGAAAAUAUAUCAAAAAUUCCAAUACUCCCAGAAGGGGAUGGGUUUGAUCAACACAAACAAGUAAUUUCAACAAUUGCUAGCAUCUUACGUUCUAGCUUGGAAGAGGGAAAACCGUCAUGGAAAAAGUUAAGUAAAGAUAAGCGAAAUGAUUUGUUCGAAUUAUUUAAGGUAAU
Cicer arietinum (chickpea) is the source of this 595-nucleotide messenger RNA. Lineage: Eukaryota; Viridiplantae; Streptophyta; Magnoliopsida; Fabales; Fabaceae. The record is from RefSeq and is a predicted model, not a curated record.